AGAAGAAAAGCGGCACCGCUUUUUCAAUUAAACAUGGCCGCUUCCUUCAUAGGCGAACAGAGUGAUCGUAGUGCUUAUUGACAACGUUAAAGCUUCUACAUUGAUGAGUUUGUCACAUUAGCUGCAUUUAAGUGUUGUUGUUACAACGAAGCAAGGAGCCUGUUUAGCUGGGCCCCAGUUUUAAGUCGUAUUUUUGAAGAUUAUGCUAACUGCAGAGUGAGGGAAGCAGAUCAGCAUCAUGGAGCUUUCUCCAGAGGAGGAAGGGAAAACCUCUCAUGUCAUCGAUAUGACCACCAGUGAAAAGGUGGUGGAUCUGUUGAAUCAGGCUGCUCUGAUACCCACAGAUGAAAAGCUAAAUGUGCUCAAACAGGUUCAGGAGCUUAUCAUCAACAAGGAUCCGUCUCUUCUUGACAAUUUUUUGGAUGAGAUGAUCGCUUUUCAGACUGACAAGUCUAUCGAAGUGAGAAAGUUUGUCAUUGGCUUCAUACAGGAGGCAUGUAAAAGGGACAAUGAGCUCCUCCUCAGACUGAUCGCAAACCUGAACAUGUUGCUUAAGGAUGAGAGUGUGAAUGUGGUUAAGAAAGCCAUCCUCACACUCACUCAGCUGUACAAAGUUACUCUGCAGUGGUUGGUGCGCUCCAAAGCAGUAUCUGACAUGCAGGAGGCGUGCUGGGAUUUGGUCACACAGAUGAAAGGAGAUGUUCUGGCCUUGCUGGAUUCUGAAAAUGAUGGUGUUCGCACUCAUUCCAUCAAGUUCACAGAAUCACUAAUUAUCACUCUGUCGCCACGGACAUCGGACUCUGACGUCCCCAAACGACAAGAGGGUGACAUCAGCCUGGAUAAAGUUCCCAAAGAUCACACGUACAUUCGAUAUGAUGUCUUGUGUGAGGAGGGAAAGUCUGCACUGGAGAAGCUGCUGAAGUUCAUGGUCCAUCCAGCCAUCUCCAGCAUCAACCUCACCACAGCACUGGGCUCACUGGCCACUAUUGCCCGUCAGCGGCCAAUGUUCAUGUCAGAGGUGGUGCAGGCUUAUGAGACACUGCAUGCAAACCUCCCACCCACUCUGGCCAAGUCUCAGGUCAGCAGCGUGCGAAAGAAUCUGAAGCUGCACCUGGUGGCCGUCCUCAAGCACCCCUGCAGUCUGGAGUUCCAGGGUCAAAUCAGCACCCUGCUGCUGGACCUGGGAAUGCCACAGAGUGAAAUCACCCGCUCUACUCCAGCGCUGCGCGAGCAACGCAAGCGGCCUCGCCAUGAACAAUACACAGAGGGAAAAAAGGUCAAGAUGGAGCCGGCCCUGAUUGAAGAUGAUGAGGACAAAGAGGAGCCUGCUCCUCUCACCAUCCCUAAACCAGCCGCUGUUCCAGUCGCACAAUCUGCCAUUGACCUCACAGCUGAGUUCCUGCACCCACUGCUCUCCCCUGAGAAUGUAGCCAACCUGGUGCUCAUCAGCAUGGUGUAUCUGCCUGAUGUCAUGCCAGCAUCCUUCCAGGCCACAUACACGCCUGUUGAGUCAGCAGGCACUGAUGCCCAAAUUAAACAUCUGGCGAGGCUGAUGGCCACACAGAUGACUGCAGCUGGGAUUGGUCCAGGACUUGAGCAGUGCAAAGCCCGAGAGGAUGAUGCAGUCAAAGAGGAAGAUAAUGAGGAGGACUCUGGUGCUAAAGACCUGCUCAUCAAGCGCAAAGUCCCGGCCGUGAUGAUGGGCCAAGCGAUCUCUGUGGUGGGAGGUUACGCAGAAAAGGCUCCAACCACUGAGGCUCCAGCCGCAGUCAAAAGGCUUCCUGAACCCAUCCUUCCCACUGCACAAACCAAAAUGACAGGGGCAAGUGGGAGGAAAAAGGUGUUUCGGCUGUCAGAUGUUGUCCAGCCUUUAUCUGACACCCAGAUUGAGAAGUUAACCUCCAGAGCGAUCAAACGCAUCCUGCAUUCAGAAAAGGCGAUUUCUCAAAGUGGCAUGUCUCAUGUGCGAGUGAAGCUCCUCUCCAGGCUCGUUACGCAAUUUGAGGGGAUGAUGAAAGAAGAUGUGCUGGAAUUUAUCCUAGAUGACAUCAGGACAAGGAGUGACCUGGCAUUUUCUCUCCUCUACCAAGAGUACAACACCUACCUCAGCCAGCUGCCCACUGGGCUUUUGGACAGCUACGAUCACUGUCUCUUCACGCUGCUGUCAGGUCUGCAGGAGAAACCAGAGCAGAGGGAUGGGCUUUUCACCAAAUUGGUACUGGAGGCUCCCAUUAUAACAGAAUCAGCUUUGGAAGUAAUAAGGCGUUACUGUGAAGACGAGUCUCGGGUGUAUUUGGGUAUGACGACUCUGAAGGAGCUUAUCGUCAAACGGCCCUCAAGGCAGUUUCAGUAUCUGCACGUUCUGCUGGAUCUCAGCUCACAUGAAAAAGAGAAGGUCCGGACCACUGCCUUGGCUUUUCUGAAGCGUAUGUAUGAGAAAGACCAGCUCAGAGAUUACAUAGAGAAGUUUGCCCUGAACUACAUGCAGCUUCUGGUCCACCCCAACCCUCCAUCUCUGCUCUUUGGGGCUGACAAAGAUACAGAGGUGGCUGCCCCUUGGACUGAGGAGACAGUUAGACAGUGUCUCUUCCUCUACCUGUCCUUGCUUCCUCUAAACCACCGGCUCGUCCAUGAGCUUGCUUCGGUCUACACGGAGGCCAUCGCUGACAUCAAGCGCAGCGUGCUCCGAGCAAUAGAGCAGCCUAUUCGUGGAAUGGGGAUGAACUCUCCUGAGCUGCUGCUUCUGGUUGAAAACUGUCCUAAAGGAGCAGAGACUUUAGUCACUCGCUGCCUCCACAUUUUGACAGAUAAAGUGCCUCCGUCACCAGAGCUGGUGGAGAGAGUACGAGACCUUUACCACAAACGAGUGCCAGAUGUUCGUUUCCUAAUCCCCGUCAUAAACGGCCUAGAAAAGAACGAAGUCAUCCAGGCCCUGCCCAAGCUGAUCAAACUGAACCCGAUUGUAGUAAAGGAGGUGUUCAACCGUCUCUUGGGAACUCAGCACAGCGAGGGAAGUUCAUCUGUGUCCCCUCUCACCCCAGGAGACCUGCUCAUUGCCUUACACAACAUAGACUCAACCAAAUGUGAUAUGAAGUCUAUCAUAAAAGCUACUAACUUGUGUUUUGGGGAGAAGAACGUGUACACGUCGGAGGUUUUGGCGGUGGUGAUGCAGCAGCUGAUGGAGCACAGUCCCCUCCCCAUGCUGCUCAUGCGUACCGUUAUCCAGUCCCUCACCAUGUACCCCCGACUGGGCGGCUUCGUCAUGAACAUCCUGUCCCGCCUCAUAGUGAAGCAGGUGUGGAAGUAUCCUAAGGUGUGGGAGGGAUUUGUGAAGUGCUGCCAAAGGACAAAACCGCAGUCGUACAGCGUUCUCCUGCAGCUGCCGCCCGCCCCACUGACGAGCGUGUUUGAACGCUGCCCGGAGUUGAGAGAGCCUCUACUACAACAUGUCCUCUCCUUCACCCCUCAUCAGCAAGCUCACAUACCUGCCUCCAUCAUGGCAGUCCUGGAAGCAAAUAAAAAAACAGAGCCGAAACCUGCAGAGCCUGUCGUAGGAGAGCAGAGUGAACCAUUCACUGCUCCAGCUGCCUCGGUUUCAGAAGAGGCUCCCACUGCGACGCUAAAAGAACCAGAGACGCCAGACCAGCACGACCCUGCCGUCACGAAAGAUGAGGAAGAACCAAUGGAGCAAGAGCAGUCAGAUCCAGUGAUACAGGAGGAAAGUGUUAACACUGUUUCCCAGGUGGAGUUGGCAAGAGCAAGUGAAACACCGUCACCUCAACCAGAACCAGCUGAGGAACCAAUGGAGACGGCUCAAUCUGAACCUUCAGAUCUCCAAGAGCCCGAAAAAGAUGUUGAAGCUGACAGCGCAGAAUCUGAGGCUGGAAGUGGCAGCAAGGAUGUAGAAUGACUGCUCAAGACACAUGCACUCAAAAUAAAUAAACAUUUCUGUCCUCUGUAAACAGCCCGCAACCUUUUUUUCAGGAUUUCGUUUUGUAUUUGUAGAAAACAGAUUUUGAGUAAAUGAAUACAAAUUAAAUUUGUGUAUGAAAGCAUUCCAUAUGCCUUCAUGUCAUGAUGAGUUGGCAAAUAAAUCACCAAAACACUGA
Messenger RNA from Lates calcarifer (barramundi perch), 4109 nucleotides. RefSeq names its product symplekin (gene sympk). The record is from RefSeq and is a predicted model, not a curated record. Bases 239 to 3910 code for a protein of 1223 amino acids. The transcript is spliced from 27 exons. Gene Ontology annotation, cellular component: mRNA cleavage and polyadenylation specificity factor complex. NCBI's taxonomy places the organism in Eukaryota, Metazoa, Chordata, Actinopteri, Centropomidae.